Iphiclides podalirius (scarce swallowtail) is the source of this 1188-nucleotide messenger RNA. NCBI's taxonomy places the organism in Eukaryota, Metazoa, Arthropoda, Insecta, Lepidoptera, Papilionidae. The record is from the annotation of a GenBank genome assembly.
AUGGAAUUCUUGAAUACUAUUCCCAUACACACGGACGAGGCGAGUCAGGAAGCAUUACGUAUAAGUGCUGGAGUGAGGUGGAACCAUAUAUGGACAAAUGAGAAUGUAGUUAAAUCACCGUUUAGAGAUAUCGAAAUACCGAAUGCAACAUACGCGGAAUAUGUGUGGAAGAAUUUGGAUAAGUGGGCCACCAAGACUGCUACGGUGUGCGGUAUUACAGGCAGACAAUAUACGUAUGAGCAAAUCUAUAAACAGUCACAAGUUCUAGGAGCAGUCUUGAGAAAGAAAUUUAGAAUAAAUAACGGUGACACUGUGGCUAUUAUGUUGCCUAAUUUACCUGAAUAUCCAACAGCUAUUUUGGGUGUACUGAGCGCUGGGGGCUUGGUCACCACUUUGAAUCCAAAUUAUACUGCGUAUGAAGUUCAGAGACAAAUUCAUAUGUCUGACGCGAAGUUAAUUACUGUCACCGCAGAUAUUGUUCCUACAGUUAAGCAAGCAUUAGAAUUAUGCAAAAUGAACAUUCCAAUUGUGGUCAUUUAUAUAGAAAGUCCUCUCCCGGAGGGAACUAUAUCUUUUAAAGAAAUAAUUGAAGAUAACCAUGUUGAUCUCGGACUACCCAAAGGCGUUGAGUUGACUAAUCGCAAUAUUAUAGCUAAUGUCGAGCAACAAAACACAGAAAUUAAACAAUAUGUGGAUACCACAGAUUCGCAUCAAGAUAACGUGUUAGUUUCUCUACCAAUGUUUCACUCCUACGGUAUGACAAUUGUGACCCUACACAAACUUAGUGUCGGUAUAAAGCUUGUCACCUUACCAAGAUUCAAGCCUGAAACUUUCAUAAAUACAUUAGCAAAGUACCACUUCCACUUGUUCUACUUUGCACCACCAACAGUCCUCUUUUUGGGCUCACAUCCUCAAGUGCAAACAAAACACUUUGAACAUUUAAGAUGCGUGACAAGUGGCGCUGCCCCGUUGCCAAUAGCAGACAUUGAAAGGUUUUUGGAGAAAGUAAACGCGAAUAGUCACUUUUGUCAAGCCUAUGGCUUAACGGAGACUGCACCUCUCCCAACUGCCAGUCCUCUUGGUUACAAAGAAUAUUCUAAAGUGGGAUUUGGUCUUCCAAAUGUCGAGUUAAGGAUAAUAGACGAAAAUUUAAAAAAUCGCGGGCCUAAUGAGUGCAUGGCUAGAGGU